Anolis sagrei ordinatus is the source of this 2312-nucleotide messenger RNA. The record is from RefSeq and is a predicted model, not a curated record. NCBI's taxonomy places the organism in Eukaryota, Metazoa, Chordata, Lepidosauria, Squamata, Anolidae.
CGGCACGAUGGAGAAGCGGCGCUUGCAGGAGAUGCGCCUUUGCAGCUGUGCUCUGCGCCCCACGCCGGGCCUUUUCCUCUUCCUCUUCCUCCUUUGCACAGUGCCCAGCCAAGCAGAGGAGCCCAACUGCCUGCUGCCCUGUGAUUGUCCCCCGGAGCCUCCACCAUGUCCCCCAGGGGUGCCCUCCAUCUUGGAUGGAUGCUCCUGCUGCUUGACCUGUGCCCAGCAAAGGGGCCAAAGCUGCUCAGAGAAGAUGCCCUGCGAUCAAAGCGCCGGCCUCUACUGUGACCGAGGGGCUGGCACCCAGGCUGGCAUGGGCAUUUGCAUGGAUCUCGAAGGAGACAACUGUGUGUUCGAUGGAAUUAUUUACCGGAGUGGAGAGACAUUCCAGCCGAACUGUAAAUAUCACUGUACGUGCAGAGAUGGACAGAUCGGCUGCGUGCCCCGAUGCAACCUUGACCUCCUGCUUCCGGGUCCAGAGUGUCCCUUCCCACGAAAAAUUGAAGUCCCCAAGGAAUGCUGCGAGCAAUGGUCUUGUGACUCCAAAGAGGAUGUUGAUGUGGGAGGCUUUGCAAUGGCAGCAUAUAGACAAGAAGCUACUCUUGGAAUUGAUGGUUCAGAUUCAAGUUCCAAUUGCAUUGAGCAGACAACAGAAUGGAGCGCAUGUUCCACAACUUGUGGGAUGGGGAUCUCCACCCGAGUCACUAACAAGAACCCAACCUGUGAGAUGGUGAAAGAGACUAGGCUCUGUGCAGUUCGGCCUUGUGAAAAGAGCCAGUUACUCCAAAAGAAGGGAAAGAGAUGUGUCCGGACCAAGAAGUCUUUAAUGGCCAUCCACUUGGAGUAUAAUAACUGUACCAGUGUCCAGAUGUACAAACCCCGCUAUUGUGGUAUCUGCAAUGAUGGACGUUGUUGCACCCCACACACUACUAAAACCAUCCAGGUUGAGUUCCGUUGCCCUGAAGGGAAUCUUAUCAAACACCCUGUGAUGUCCAUCUCUACCUGCAUUUGUCACGGCAACUGUCCGCAGGAUAGCAACACAUUCUUCCGAAAGCUUGGUUGAAAAAUAACAGUCAGGGAUAUAAAAUGAACUACUUCAAAAGGGAAACCAUUAAAAAUUACAUCUGUAAUAGAAAUACCCAACUGGGUAAUGGGUGUUUGUUUCCUUGUCUGAAAGUGUCAGGUUGAGGAAAUAUUGUACUUAAAGAUAGUCUCAUUUUCACUUAGUUCAUUUGGAGUUUUUCAAAAUCAUUGCUUCAAUUUCUGUCAGCCCAUCCAAAUAUUGUAUUCCAACAUGACUUUCUUUAGUUAAGGCUUCUUAGAAACUACAAGCACUAAAGUCAUUGUUUCUUAGCUUUGUGUGCUAUUUCCAAAUUUUUGGUGAAGUGUAAACUCUAUGCACAAAUGUUUGUAUUCUGAAAAGGCCUUAUCAUUGUGCCCUUAUGUGUCUGUAGAGUGGAGGGUUGAAACAAAUCCAAAUUUGACAGGAGAGUUUUUCUGAGAUGGAAGCCAAAGGCAUUUUCCAAGAAGCACCAAUAUGGGUGCAUUUUUCCCAGCGUAUGAUUAUGACUGUAAGAAACAAAAGCUUUCAUUUUUAUGGCUCAAUUUCCAGCUCAAAUUUCCCUUUGUUCUCCCCACUUCCACCCAAGAAUCUGAUACUAGGUUUUUACAACCGGUCGACUACCACUUUUCUAACCCUCUUCUGUUGAUCCCAGAAGUGUCUCCAAGAGGGCACCAUUGCCCUUAAAAAGCUGGAGAAGACUGCAAGUCUUAAAAGAUGGCUGAAAAGUACAUUUAUUCAAGUCUCUUAAGUACUGAACCAUCUGGUAGACUCUUCCAUGGCCAGGAGGGGAUAAAAGGAGUAAACAAGUUUUGAGGUUGUUCCAAUUUGCUUUGACAAAAGUCAGUUACAGAAAAUAGGAGUUGCAAUGGUAACUAUGUGCUGCAAUAGUUGGCCCACUGAACUAGACUUGCAUGUAGCUAAAGACAGCGGUGUCAUAUUCAUGUGAAUUUAGUUCUUAAGAUGUUCAUAGUACCUGAACUAUGAGUAUUGCAGAUCCCAGGACAACAUAUUUCAACUGGGGUUAGGUUGCCAAUUUUUCUUCAAUCAGAGUUAGUAUUCUGAAAGUAUUCUGCGCAAAAGCUUAGAGUUGGACUUUCUUUUUGUGGUGAGAAAGCAAACACUGUAAAUCUCUAAAGUUAGACUUAUGUUUUAUAGAAAUGGCAAUGUAAAUAAGAAAUAUACAUAGGGCAGCCCUGUUUUUCUGUAAAAUGUUCAAAUGUUACUGAAUAAAAUAUACCUUAAAGCGUAA